AUGGACUUCCCUCAAAAAGUGGACGUAAAAACGUGUUCAAAAUCUGAGCCACCUCACCCAUGCGACCCCCCAUUACCAUGCGAUCCACAUGAAGAACCUGAAGGGGACUGCUAUCCUCCAUUCUUGUGCUAUGAGAGAUUAAAGAACCCAGAAGAAGACCACAUGACAAGGUGCCGUCCAGGAGCGUCCAUAGGUGUAAGAUCAUGUAAAAAGGUUAUCAACCCUCAUCCGUGCGAUCCUAGGAUGCCCUGCAGUGAGGUCCCUAAACCUAAAAAAUUACCUUGUGAUGAUAGACCUCUGUGUAAGGAAAAGAUCAAGAACCCCGAUGUACCCAAAGUAAAGAGAGCCUUGUGUACAGACUCAAAAGGAAAAAUAAAAGAAGCGAUCUUGAAGAAGAUUUAA
Molecule: messenger RNA, 402 nt
Organism: Diatraea saccharalis (sugarcane borer)
Lineage: Eukaryota; Metazoa; Arthropoda; Insecta; Lepidoptera; Crambidae
Source: the annotation of a GenBank genome assembly